Messenger RNA from Ceratina calcarata, 2135 nucleotides. Its product is annotated as transmembrane protein 115. Gene Ontology annotation, cellular component: membrane; Golgi apparatus. Bases 106 to 1197 code for a protein of 363 amino acids. The record is from RefSeq and is a predicted model, not a curated record. The transcript has 4 exons. NCBI's taxonomy places the organism in Eukaryota, Metazoa, Arthropoda, Insecta, Hymenoptera, Apidae. Gene Ontology annotation, biological process: retrograde vesicle-mediated transport, Golgi to endoplasmic reticulum.
UAAAGGGGAAUGCGGGGAAUGUAUCGUACGUGUUUGCAACGAACGUCAAGUCACAUCGCAAGUGGCUCUCAGAUUCAAAGAGGUUAAGAGAGCUGCUUGAUAGAAAUGGCAGCAAUAAAGGGCCUUGGUAGAAAUAUUCCUUAUUUGAGGCAACAAUUCGCUGCCCUCUUAGGAAACACAAGCACGAGUGUAAAAUUCAUGUGCAUAGUAGUCCUGUUCUCCUAUUGUCUUUCAUUUCUCGCGGAAGCGAUACGUGUUUUGAGUGUGACACCAGGUUACUUGCUACCUCCUGCCUUCUGGAUCUGGACGGCGUUCACUUUCUGCUUUCUCGAAAUACAUUUUUGGGAAGUAUGCGUAGACAUCGUCACGGUCGGACUCUGUGGCAAAUUGAUCGAGCCCCUAUGGGGUGCGAUCGAAAUGAUGACUUUCUUUGCAAUCGUUAAUUUCGGUGUCGCUGUGUUGUCAGCUUUAUUUUAUUUAUUUCUCUAUAUGUGCACCAAUGACACCGACCUGUUGUUCGACAUACAUAUUCACGGAUUAACGGGAUAUAUCGCAGGUGUUGCGGUGGCCGUAAAACAAAUUAUGCCAGAUCAUAUUCUAGUUAAGACACCAAUUGGGAAAAUUACAAAUAGAAAUAUACCAUUAAUGGUAUGGAUAAUGGGAGUGAUACUAUGGCUUUGUGGAUUGUUGGAAGGUACUCAUCCAACUAUGUUCCUCAGUGGGUUGUUGGUAUCGUGGAUAUACCUUAGAUUUUAUCAGAAACAUAAUAAUGGAACGCGUGGUGAUAUGGCUGAUAAUUUCACAUUUGCAAGUUUCUUUCCAAAUGUUUUACAACCACCGAUAGCAGUCGUGAGUAACACUGUACAUGGUUUCUUUGUACGUGUGGGAAUUUGUAAAAAGGUAGUAAGGAGAUUUGACAUGUCUAAUGCUCCUCCUGGUCUUGUUAUAAAUCUUCCUGGCAUCGAUCCACAUGACAGUGAAAGAAGAAGGCAAAUAGCAUUGAAAGCUUUAAGUGAAAGGCUGAGUAAGGAUCAUGCGAAACCGUGGCAACAGGAAAGAGCGAAAAAACAUUCUCCAGUACCUCCUGCAGUUUCUAUUCCAAUUCCCGAUAGUACUACACCCAAGCCCCUUGCAUCUCCGCUCAUUCCACAAGUUAGUGUCAACAUACAUAAUCAUACAUCUACUACCAAUACGUGAUCAAAUCAGACAGACUGAUUGCUUGAACAUGUAUAAAUAUGUUAAGGAUCCUCUAAAGCCAAGUUUGAAAAAAAUCCGAACAUUUCCUGCAAUCUUCGAUUAUUCUUCUGAAAACGUUACAGAAGCCUUUAGUUAUUAAUGUCUCUUGAUAACUCCAAAGAACAAAAUAUAAUACUCAAGCUGUGCCUUGACGUUCAUAGCUAUUAAUCAGUUCGUGCAUCCAUCCUCGAGUCAGUUUUUAAACACAUAAAUAUAGAGUUAAUUUGUUCUUUGGUAUUAUCAGAUCUAUAUUUUAUUGACAUAACUUAUUUGCGUCAAUUAUGAUGCCACAUUAUUGACGAUGCGAUGUAUUUAUAAUCUUUAGAAGGUCCUUAAACAGAAAAAGAAACAUAGAGAAUCCAAUCUUUCUAGUUUGUGAUGCUAUUUUCCAAGAAAAAUCAUGUUCUUUGUUAAGAACAAUUGAAUUCUAUUUAUGUAAUUGCGUGCGUCCGUGGAUGAUGAAAAAUUAAAAUUUUUUUUAAUAAAAAACGUUGGAGACACUAAAAUAUUACGUAAAUGCAGCGUUGUUCCGUCUUUAAUACUGUUCAGUGAUAAUUGGAAGAUGAAAAUAUGUUAUUAAUAACGAUGAAUGAAAAUAGACUGGCUUCCAGUGCAAUACUGUAAAAUAAUUUUACUAGAAACAGAUUUAAAUUUGGAAAGUGUUAUUACUUCGCUAACACGUAUUAGAAAAUAUUUUAUAUCAUCAAGAUUGCAAUUAAACAUCCUGUACAGUGUAAAAUGCUGAUACAUAAAACACAUGUAUAUGCUAAAUUCGAAUGACAACUGAAAUACAUGUACUUUUAGUUGAUUACAAAUAAUUUAGUCCGGAAAGUAUAUUUUACUUUUUAUGUCAUAAAAGUUUUUAUCUAAAGAACGUCCGUUAUUUAUAAUUUUUUUAA